AUGACCGGAGGACCUGAAGCAAACCGUACGCACUUUGCAACCAAUAUCCUUCCCCUCUAUCACGGGCCGCUUGUCAACAUUCGAAUCGAGCCUAGCAAUUUAGAAUAUGCUAUUUCCAAGGGCCUUCUCUCCGCGAAAUCACCAGUUUUCUCAAAGAUGUUUGAAGGCAACUUUCUAGAAUCCCAGCAGCAGACAGCGAUUCUAAAAGAAGAGGAAUCCAUUGUGUCAGUACGGAGCCUUGCAGCACUUUUUCAAUGGCUUUAUCUCCGCGUUAUCAAAUUUGAUAUAGAAGAUGCUGAGGAGCAUAUGUCGGCUGCCAUGGAGCUGGUGAGGCUUGGAGACAAGUACGAUAUUGUCGGAUUGGACCAUGAAAUGGCCCAAUAUAUUAAGGGCGUACUCCUUGCCAAUCCUCAUCCAACGACCAACCAAUUUCACCGCCAUAUUGACAACAAUACCUACUGCAUUACACGUGAUCAUAUUUUCUCAGCAACUCGCUUGCCUCGAGAUCAUCCAGUGCGAUGUAUUUUGGCUGCUGCGUCAGUCGAAGGGUACCUUCGGAGCGAAACGCACAAGUUUGCUGAGGAAACCCAGCACAAUCCUAUUUUCGGUGCUGAUGUACUCCGAGAGGUGAGGUUGGCACUGAACGGGAUCAAACCUGUUCGAGGCGCGACCUUUGAAGAUCCGAUUACUGGAGUAAGAUCAGAGCUGGACUCAGUCGGACUAUUUUGGGAUUAA
Molecule: messenger RNA, 735 nt
Organism: Penicillium diatomitis
Lineage: Eukaryota; Fungi; Ascomycota; Eurotiomycetes; Eurotiales; Aspergillaceae
Product: BTB/POZ domain-containing protein
Exons: 2
Coding region: 1-735 (244 amino acids)
Molecular function (GO): protein binding
Source: RefSeq, a predicted model, not a curated record